CAAGGACACAAGUCACAGCGAAAAAUGAAGGUCCUAUAUCAAACUUCUGGCCAAAUUCUCACUACUCUGGGUAGUCUCAGUAUAUUUUCUGGAGUUAUUGCUUUCUUCCCUGUCUUUUCUUACAAGCUUUGGUUCACAGGAUGGAGUGUGUGGAUUGCUUGUCCCAUCUGGAAUGGAACUUUGGCCAUCACAGCUGGUGUACUUCUACUAUCGGCUUCCAAACAGUGGACACAAAGAUAUCAGUGGGAAGCUUGUUUCACCUUUGUGAUUCUGAGCAUUAUGGGAUGUCCGCUUCAUUUCACAGUAGCGUUGGAAUCUGUUCUUCUUGGCCACUAUUGCUUCUACUCAUUUUCAGGGGUUGCAGGGACCAAUUACCUUGGUUAUGCAGUUGCCUUUCCUUUUCUAUAUGCAAAAUUCCCAUUGGUUUGUGUGGACCCACUCCACUAUGAAGAAUACCACCUGAUGCUUCAAGCCACUGACUUGUGCCUGAGCUUUGCUGUGUUCUGUGCAUCUCUGACAGUGUUCAUCAAGUUUUCUGCAAGACUAAUCCUGAAUGGACACAUCAAUGUAAGUUUCAACCAAAGGGAAGCUGGAGCUUUACCAAUCGCAAAGAGCAGAAUGGAAGGUCUCAUGCAGAAAUCUCUCUCUCUCUCUCUCUCUCUCUCUCUCUCUCUCUCUCUCUCUGUCUCUCUCUCUCUCUCCCUCUCUCCCUUUCAUAUUUGUCACUAUAUGACUGACACAUUAUGGGUGCUCAAUAAUUGUUUUUGA
Messenger RNA from Heterocephalus glaber (naked mole-rat), 768 nucleotides. It is a transcript of the gene Tmem212, whose product is annotated as transmembrane protein 212. NCBI's taxonomy places the organism in Eukaryota, Metazoa, Chordata, Mammalia, Rodentia, Bathyergidae. The record is from RefSeq and is a predicted model, not a curated record.